AGCUUUUCUUGAGUCAAAAUGGUCUCACGACACUCAUCCAAGAUAUUAUGACGUUCAAUUUUUGACUUGUAAUUAUUCCCAAUCCACUUUUUCUUUUGCGCCCACGUUCUUGAUUGCCGUUUUAAUUGCCUCGUCUCAUCGUAAGGAAAAGUACAUUCACGUUGACAUGCGAACUAUGCUAUCGCUGUUUUUAGCACACGGAAAGACGCUCAUUUCUAGCAUUGAUUAGCAUUAGGGAAAAAUCCUCAAAGUAAAGCAAAUCAAUACGAAAUUAUGUCGGUGCAGCCUGACGAGGCCACGUGGCGCGCGCACGUCCGGGCGCAGAACAACGACUACGAGUUUUACGAUCGAAAUUGCGACGCGGAUAGCCUGAAUUACAAAAGCAAAGCGCACGGUGGAGCUGCGGUUCAUCCUCUUGUUCCGGGCUUUGGUCAACAUCCGCUAGGUGGUGGGAUUGGUGCAGUUGUAUCAGGCGCUCCUGGCGGAACAAUUGUACAACCAUCUGCGGACCACGACACAUCAUCUACAAAAAAAUCGAAAAGCAAGAAGGAGAAAAAGGAAAAGAAGGAGAAAGUCACGAAAAUCACCACGCUAAUCGGCGCUGCAGCAAACAACUCCAAGCCGAAGAGCGCGGAGCUGACGUCUGGUGAGGAAAAUAACAAACAGGGUCGUGAUAGAGACCUUGUGGUCUGUGGCGCGGAAAUAAACGAGCAAGGCCAGGAUGUGGUCAGCAAAAAAACCGGCGGCAACUACACGAGUUCCAACGAUGCCACCAGCCCGAGGUCUGCGCAAAACAAUGGAAUUGCUGUCGAUGGUGCCAACGGGGAGCUGCAAUCAUCAAAAUCUUCUCCAGAAGACAGCGCUUCUUCUCCGGAACUGAUGCAAACAAACACGAAAGAACAAUUCUACGCCAAUCAGGAGAACGCGGAUUCUUCCACCUCUCUCCAAGAUCAACAGCAGCAAGCUCCCGCGGCGUGGAUCGCGGAAUUGGAGUGGCGACAGUUGUUGAUCACAACUCGGUAUGAAUUGCAAAAGUAUCGUAGUCGCAGUAUUGCAAUACAAAUUAGCUCAGCAUGACAAAGGGAAUUUGUCAUGCGGAGCCAGCCUAAGAAAGAGAUUUGUAAUGCAUAAAUGCAAUUACUCACUACGAGAGCGAUACUUUUGCAAUGCAUACUCGGGAAAUGGUGAUCGACUGGGCCGAGCAGAAGGGGACGAAGGAAGUGAAAAUGCCCGUGUCGAAGUACGAGGAACAGUAUGCGAAGUUGACGAACGGGAAAGUUUUGAAGUUCCCGAUGUUCGAUGGGGAAGUCACGGAUUUGUACAGCUUACACGAGGCGCUGGCGGAGGAGAAGGGUAUUUUUUGAAGUGAACAAUGUUGUCAUGCAAAAAAAUCGUGAUACGGAUACAGCUAUGCUAGUGUUUUCAUCUACUUCCAUAGCAUGAAUAGAUUUUGAUGCAGCUACGGUCUUGCCUUGUCAUGCGAAAAGCUUCAUCAAACCAUUAUACAAAAAUCAGGUUUCAUGUCCUACGUGAAAAACUGGGAGUACAUGCUGAUCCCCAAGGAUGACACGAAGUGGCAUAUGCAUUGCAAAUAUCCCUGGAUGUCUGGAAGGAUGUGAACUUGUGAUGCAUGUUGCUGAUCGUACAAAAAUCUGUGUUGCGUGACUUGCAAAAGGUGCACAUAAGUAUCUGGCCAUGCUGUGAGGGCGUUUCUCAUGCAGAACAGGCAUCACGACCAAGGGGCGACAGAUCCUGUGAUGCUAGGCCCUGCAUUCCAGAUUUGGUGGUGCUUGGAAAAACUGCAUUACAAUGAUCUCGGCACCUUCCAGAGGACCCAGACGUGUUUGCAGUUGAUAUGGCAAUCUCGAUUGCAAAAAGACCCGCUGUUUUACAUUAUCGAGCAAGAAGCUAGGGUGAAUAGUGAAAUCAAGCAAAUCCUCGAGGAGAAGCAGCAACUGUUCAAAGAGAAGCAGCUGAACGAGAAAAAACAGCAGGAUUUGAAGAAAAACGUGGACUCGUGCAAAAAAGCCUACAUGCUGCAAAGGGGCGAGCAGAACCGGGAGCAUAUCAAAUGCAAAAAUGUCUGGGUCUGGAAACUUGUAAUGCUAAAAGUGAAUGAUAGACGCGCCGCAAUACGCAGCUAUGCAUGACAAAUUUUGUGGCUGCCAUGUCUUACGUAUUCCGCAUGGCAAACUGCCUUUUCGCAUGACAGAUAAGAGGGCUCUUUCGUGCCUAUGCAACACAGAUUCCCGAGUCGUGCCAGACAAGCAUGACAAACUUGCAUUCUUCCAGACCCAGACAUUUUUGCAUUUCAUAGAGCAGUUGCGGAAGCAAGAGGAUAAGUACAACGAAGCCGGGGCGGAAAUUCAGCGGGUUGUGCUGGAGAUGCGGAAUUUGGACACGAAGAUUAGAUUGCUGGAGAAGGAGAAAAAACAAAUCGUGCGAUAUCGGUCCGUCGAGGAGGUUACGAAGGAGAAGGAGGAGAGGAAAAACAACAUGGUCGAGGAGAAAAAAACGAGCACGGAUCUGGUGAACGCGUUCACGGCUUUAGUGAUGGUGGAGGAGGAAAAGGGGGAAAACGAGGAGAACCGUCGUGGUGCCCGUACUACCGCUGCGCAAAUGAAAAAGCUUGCUCCUGCUCCGAAGCCAGUUCCGGCGAAGGAACCGAAGAAGAAGAAGGAGGAACAUCAGUACGAGUAUCACAAAGACCAGCAGUACGAAUACAACUACAAACCGCAAAAAAAAUCCUCGAAACACCAGAGUAAUAAACCCACAUCCGAGGUCGCCGCGGUGACUGCUGCGGAAGAAGAUGACUUCAUGUGAGAUACUGGAUGCGUCGCUUGUUUUUACGGGUUUUUUCACAGGAAAAAAAACUGCACGAGGAACAACGAGAGUCGAGCAUUGUUCGCGGCGGAAGCAGAUGAACAAAUCGGGAUGAACAGAAAAAUACCGGCGUCCGGGAAAGACUAGUGCGGUCUAGCCAUUGGAAGAAUGGUGCCGGGAGGACGAGCAGCCAAAGUUAAUACCGGGAUGAUUAUUGCGGAAUAAGACCACCAGGCUGCGGAUGAACAUGGUCGCCCAAUUGACCCCUUGCUGCGGAUCAUGCGGGUCGCAAUGGAAAGAGAAACCGGAACGGCAAAUCCGACUCUUCGAAUCAGCUAGAAAUCUAAGUACCUUUCACGGAUCGUCACACGGGUGACUUGAACUACCGAGUCCGGGACGAGCGGUGGGAUUUAUUUUCUACGUGGCCGUUGCGACAGCCCAUCAUGUUUCAGUUUCAUCUUCACCAAAUUGUGAGUGGUGCAGAGUCAUAAUGUGGAGGUAUUCACUGUAGACUUACUUACACGACGAGUGGUGCCCUAGAAUGAACAACUUGGUGCUGAUUCAAGAACAUAUUAAGUAAUCGGAAUUAGGCUGGUGUUAAUCUUCCUACUUCGAAUGUUGUGGUGGGCCUCCAUGUUACAAUAACAGAGCGGACGAAGUUCUUGUUGUUUCUUGCAACUCAUUCAAACAUAAAGCACGCUUUUGAAAGAAAAACAAAAAGCACCUACUAGGAUUUGGAAAAUCGAGCCUGCUGUAUCUCAUACACUGCUCGAAACCUCCUCCGCGUAUGGUUCUUGCAGGUCCCACAGUCAGUCGGAAGACUACUAGGGAAGAAGUUGCGACAUCAAAAAUUAUGCGCUCCAAAAAUGACUGCAAAAUAUUCAACUUUUGGCUUUAUUUCGAUUGUCCACAUCAAAAGUAAAGCUUCGAUAAAGCGACGAAUCAACCGCAAAAGGAAAAUGGAGGACGCCCCGCCUUCCUGACUGCGCCCUUGCGUCACACGCAAGAGGGUACUUAUUGUGGG
This is a messenger RNA of Amoebophrya sp. A120, 3847 nucleotides long. NCBI's taxonomy places the organism in Eukaryota, Dinophyceae, Syndiniales, Amoebophryaceae. The record is from the annotation of a GenBank genome assembly.